CGGUUCACUGAAAACGUACCACCCUCGCGAUCAACCGCGAAGAAAAAUGAAGUGUGCGAAGCUUCAUUUACAACAACGAGUUAAAGGGAAGCUCAAAAGAGAUGGUACCUCAACUCCAGAGAAGCCUAGACGUUACUGCCAGAGGAAAUUGGUGAACCCUAACCAUGAAGAAGAUCCCAGAUGGAUAGAUAUUUUUGACAGGUUCCACGUCAAUAUGAAAAAUGAGGAAUAUGGUGACGUAAUCGACAGCGUACGAGUUCCCCAAGAAAAUGAGGACAUGGUUUUAACAGUACAAACUUUGAAGUUUCAAGGCGAUGUCGAUCAAACUAUACGACCAAGAACUAGUUUCAAAUAUAAGAAGAACACAGACGUAAACAAACACAGAAUGUUUGUCAAACAACCAGUUAGCGACCAUGAUUUCAGCGAUGAUGAUAGGUCAUCACAACUCACUUAUUAUUACUUCGAUGAAUACUUAAAAUACAUAUACAGCACCGAUCGAUCAAGACCCGCCUCCAGCAUUUCCAGUACAUUCCUAAAAGGCUACAACAAAGACAAAGAGAUACAAAAUAAAGUAACACAAGUUGAAACAUCCUUGAACGACACGAAAAAACCCCGAAAAGCCGAAUCUAAAUUUAAGAAUAACGUAAGAAAAUAUUCUAAAAGACAAGUUACAGACGAAAUUAAAGACGUCGCCGAAACUAUAGAAAAUACGAAAAUUACUUAUCAAAAAAGUGGAAAAAGGAAAAGUCUCACGAUAUCUCGGGCUCAAAGUCCCGAGACAGUUCAAGUAAUUAGAGUUGAUGUUGUUUGUAAUUAUACAAACAGUGCUACCUCAGACUAUGAAGAUAAUAAAAAGAUUGAGUCGCCAACAGAGAGGUUGGAAUCAAUUAAAGAAAAUGAUAAUGUAGUGAAGAAAAAUUAUUUCUCGAAUAAGUACAGUAACCAUUUUGCGACAAAGUACCUUUUGACGAACACAAUAAAGUCGCUAGAUGAGAAUCUGUCUGGUGGGGCUAAGGUGACACUACUUUGUAAGACGUUUAAGUUAUCUGAUCGCCACAUACCCGAGAAGCCGGAGAGAGAAAGAAAGUUCCCCAAAACAACUAAAGGAAAAAAGGGUUACAAAUUGAAAAGCGGGCGCGGUGGCGUAUUGGGCGGGCGGGAUCGGUGUGCGCGCGAGGGGAGGUCGAUAAGCAGUUUGGAUCGGGAGGUCGAGGCAGACGGUCGCUUGCCCUGGUCGCAGAGCGGUCGCCACGCUCUCUACAACCCUCGCUCGCUCGCUCGGUUUAUUCCGCUCUCUCGUGCACCCGCGUCGCUCGUGCCUAUCGCUCGUACCGCCGCUCGCGCUCACUACUCCGCUUAUCGCUCGCGCUCGCCGCUAGCACCCGCCGCGCGCUCUCGUAGCGCUUUUCUCUACAUUUACCUAAUACAUCCUCCUGGGUUCAUGGCGGCGCAUCCCAGGAAUGAGCGACUUCAUGGGACGCUUUCAAAAGGUAGAUUGGGGAGUGGUCAAACGUGACACGCACAUCCUCUUCACCAAGCUAAUACGAACUAAGGACCCACGCGAUCUAGAAACGAAUCAAGACGGACCUG
Molecule: messenger RNA, 1590 nt
Organism: Spodoptera litura
Lineage: Eukaryota; Metazoa; Arthropoda; Insecta; Lepidoptera; Noctuidae
Source: RefSeq, a predicted model, not a curated record